AUGGCGCUGAAUAAAAAAUAUGCCGAGCUUCCAGAUCUGGAUUCUGCUCCAGACGUCUACGAAACACCAGAACUUACUGACGACAAUUCUACCGCACCGACAGGAAGAGCACGCUCACAGUCUACUUCAUCAUCAUACAAAGAUUUCGAUAACGACGAAGAUGAUGUCUCUGGCACCUCUCGGACGUCUGGAGUUUUUCGGUCGCGCCUCCGCCCCGAUGAAGCCCGCACACAUUUCGAGCCCGCACGAAUUGAUGCUCGUGAUGUAGAUUUCUCUGAUAGAGUGACCGCGAAGCGGAAAUCCUACAAGGCAUCCUCGAGACGACAGCGUGUCAAAGCAAACGGUACCGAGGAAUAUGGGGACUCGAGUGAUGAUGACGAUGGAGAAGGACUGGAAAGGAAGCUAGCAAGAUUAAGACGAGAGGUCGAAGAAGUCAAAGCCGAAGUAGGCAGGCGAGCGGUGGGAAAGGGAGCCAGUGCAACAAUAUCCAAAGAUUUAGAACCUGAUGUUGCAGCGCUCAGCAAGAUUCUGGACGGUAUAUCCACGAACGAAGGAGGUGCUGUAAACUUUGCAAAGGACCUGGGCACUGGGAUACAAGCGAACGGACCACCACAAACAGUAAAGGGCACUGGGGAACCCUCUACAUACACAGUUACCUACGCGCCGACAUAUCAGCAAAGUCAUGCCUUAGCGAAAGCCGCCGAGUUUGAUGGCCGGCUAGCAAUGUUAGAAAAGGCACUGGGCCUGGAGCCAAUUGCUUUGAAUGCCAAUGGCACACCCAAAGCGAUCCUACCUACACUUGACACGCUACAUCGUCAAAUCUCAUUGAUUGCAGAAACAACGCCAUCUUCUCUAGAUGGUAUCAGCCGUCGAGUACGUUCGCUUACACAGGACGCUGACAAGUUACACGAGUCUCGGAAGGCUGCCAAAGCAGCGCAGCAAUCAUUAAGAGCAGGAGGCGGUGAUGCCGCCUCAGACGAUGAUGAAGAGUCGCAAGAAACUGCAAAAAUCCAUGCACUUUAUGGUACAUUGCCAACAAUUGAGAACUUAGCACCUAUCUUACCCUCUUUGCUCGACCGACUAAGGUCUUUACGAGCUAUUCAUGCCGACGCUGCGACCGCUAGUGAAAGUCUAGAUGCAAUCGAAAAGAAACAGAUUGGAAUGGCGGAGGAGAUAAGAAAAUGGCGAGAAGGGCUCGAAAAGGUAGAAAGCGCUUUUGGCGAGAACGAGACUGUUAUGAGCGGGAACAUUAAGGUUGUUGAAGGUUGGGUUAAAGAAUUGGAAGAGAAGAUGGAGCAAUUUUAG
Glarea lozoyensis ATCC 20868 is the source of this 1305-nucleotide messenger RNA. RefSeq lists its product as uncharacterized. The record is from RefSeq and is a predicted model, not a curated record. Gene Ontology annotation, cellular component: cytoplasm; dynactin complex. Bases 1 to 1305 code for a protein of 434 amino acids. Gene Ontology annotation, biological process: mitotic spindle organization. The transcript is spliced from 3 exons. NCBI's taxonomy places the organism in Eukaryota, Fungi, Ascomycota, Leotiomycetes, Helotiales, Helotiaceae.